This is a messenger RNA of Mus caroli (Ryukyu mouse), 535 nucleotides long. The record is from RefSeq and is a predicted model, not a curated record. NCBI's taxonomy places the organism in Eukaryota, Metazoa, Chordata, Mammalia, Rodentia, Muridae.
AGAAGGGAGACUGAACUGAAUAGGAAACAUCAAUCAGGCACAAUGGAAGACAAAAGACAGAAGGAUAGCGCUGCUUCUUCUUCAGGAGCAAAGCUGCAGUUCCCUGUUAGCAAAGUAGAACACCUUCUUCAAGAAAGAAACCUUUCCAAAAACCUGAACUCUUCUACGCCUGUUUUGUUUACGGAUAUGCUCAAUUAUGUGACAUCCAGCAUUCUUGAGCUGACUGUCAAGGAGUGCCGCACUAGCUGCAACAAACUCAUUGCCCCAGAGCAGAAGUCCAAGUCAAUUAAUAACAUCGAUGAUCUCUGCCAGCUCUUCAAGGAUAGCCAGUAUUUGGCUGAUGAGACUCCAGGACGCGACGGACGAGACACCAAGAUCCAAUAAGACAACAGGACUUGAUGAGGUACCAAGACCCGAUGCCAAGUGAUAUUUGCAUCUCAGAGGCUGGACGUCCAUCUUAAAAUCUCAGAUCAACCUCAAUGACUCCCUUGUUGGUGGAGGGGGGGGUUAAUCAGACAUUUUAUUAAAGUGUCUA